This is a messenger RNA of Lineus longissimus, 5724 nucleotides long. RefSeq names its product titin-like. The record is from RefSeq and is a predicted model, not a curated record. NCBI's taxonomy places the organism in Eukaryota, Metazoa, Nemertea, Pilidiophora, Heteronemertea, Lineidae. The coding region runs from base 1 to 5724 and encodes 1907 amino acids. The transcript is spliced from 5 exons.
AUGAACAAUCUACUGAUCGCAAAAAUUGUCAAGAGGGGUUUGCCAUUCAUCGAUGUCAUCGAGUUGGGCCCGAUUGCGCUGCGUUUGAACCAAAUACUGGGUUGUCCCAUCAGCGAAUAUGACGUGCUCUUCUAUGCUUUUGUCUUCAGCCUGACAGACAAUGCCCUCGUAACGUAUACGUUUGCAUCGGACAUCUGCGAAAUCCAUGGUAUACCAUUUCCCUUGACACCAUGGAAAGAAUCGCAAUUGGACGAAAAAGCUGAAGGGCCACAGAAGUUUACCGAGAGCAGCGAAGCACAGCAAUUAGUUAACAGUCAGGAAAAUGCUCUUACCAUGCUUACGAGAGAUAAACAUCAUGAUGCCGAGGUAUUACAGAGUCCCUCUGAGUUGGAUGAGCAGGAUUCAUCCACUAGCCCUACACAACAGGUACAACCCACACGAGGACAGGGUAGUAGAUCAGAAUCGUUGGAAGUACCAAAGACAGUAUCAGAGAAGCAGGUGCUUUCAGACGAUGCCUGCAGUACUUAUACACAGCCCAUCCAACUGCAAAAAGAGCCGAGUACCGUAUCAGAAAAACAAGAUCGAACAGACAAAGAGAAGCAGGACGAAUCUGAAGCAGAAGAAAUAGCGGCAACUUCGCUACAACGAAAAACUUAUGCAGAGCCACCAAAUUCAGAUGAUGUUGGUUCUCAGGGAAAGCCCAAGGGCAUGGGAUGGACUGCCUUGACCACUGCAGGGCUGAUGAAGAAACUUGCUCAGCGGUCUCAGCGUGAUACGAAACCCAUCAUGUAUGAAGACUCAAACUCUCCAUGUAAGAAUGAAGCAGCUAAGAGAGGUUUUAGUCCUCCAAGGAGGCUCCCAGACAUCAACGAAGUGCCAAUCGAAAACGACGAAAUCAGCUCUGAAACAAUGGAAGGACGGACAGAUCCAGUCAUUGUACCACAGGAAGAGAAAGACAGCAGUCAAAACACCAAACUGGAUGUAGGAGAAUUGCAAAAGGUGCAAACUGCUCACUCUGAAACAUGUGAGUUAUUUGAUAUUUCUAAGCCCAAGGAGUGUCAAAAAGAGAAGAACAUUACCCCCAAGCAAAGUCAUGUUCAGAGAGAAGACUCUCAACCGAACUGCAGACCCUUUGCUGCAGAAGGGGACAACAGAGAUUCGUUGCAAGGGCAAGAACCAGAAAAAGAAGUGACCAAUGACACAGAAGAUGAAAGGUCAUCUACGUGGACAUCUCUAACAACAAUAGAAGCCUUGAGGACCAUCAUGAAUCUUUUUCCAUUUUUAAGUCAGUCACAAAGAGACAGCAAAGGGGGUGGAGCUGAUCAGGACAUAGUUGAGCCAAGCAGUAGCCAAGGGGAUAUUAGUCCGGUUUCCGCUAAACCGAGCAUUGAACGAGAAGAAGUGAGUCUGGAGUCUACUAAGCCAAGCAUCGGACAGGAGGAAGUUCGUCAGGAGUCCACUGACCCAAGCAUCAAACAAGAGGAAGUGAGUUCAGAGUUCACUGAAAUAAGCAGUAACCCAGAGAAGGAAAAUCUGGAGUCCUUUGAGCCAAGCAUCAGGCAGGAGGAAGUUAGUCAGGAAUCCACUGAGCCAAGCGUCAAACAAGAGGAAGUGAGUUCAGAGUUCACUGAACUCAGCAAUAACCCAGAGGAGGAAAAUCUGGAGUCCUUUGAGCCAAGCAUCAGGCAGGAGGAAGUUAGUCAGGAAUCCACUGAGCCAAGCAUCAAACAAGAGGAAUCCACUGAGCCAAGCAUCAAACAAGAGGAAGUGAGUUCAGAGUUCACUGAACUCAGCAAUAACCCAGAGGAAGGGAAUCUAGAGUCCUUUGAGCCAAGCAUCAGGCAGGAGGAAGUUAGUCAGGAAUCCACUGAGCCAAGCAUCAAACAAGAGGAAGUAAGUUCAGAUCUCUCAGAACUCAGCAAUAACCCAGAGGAAGAGAAUCUAGAGUCCUUUGAGCCACUAAGCAUCAGGCAGGAGGAAGUUAGUCAGGAAUCCACUGAGCCAAGCAUCAAACAAGAGGAAGUAAGUUCAGAUCUCUCAGAACUCAGCAAUAACCCAGAGGAAGAGAAUCUAGAGUCCUUUGAGCCAAGCAUCAGGCAGGAGGAAGUUAGUCCAGAGUCAACUGAGCCAAGCAUCAAACGAGAGGAAGUAAGUUCAGAGUUCACUGAACUCAGCAAUAACCCAGAGGAAGAGAAUCUAGAGUCCUUUGAGCCAAGCAUCAGGCAGGAGGAAGUUAGUCAGGAAUCCACUGAGCCAAGCAUCAAACAAGAGGAAGUAAGUUCAGAGUUCACUGAACUCAGCAAUAACCCAGAGGAAGAGAAUCUAGAGUCCUUUGAGCCACUAAGCAUCAGGCAGGAGGAAGUUAGUCAGGAGUCCACUGAGCCAAGCAUCAAACAAGAGGAAGUGAGUUCAGAGUUCACUGAACUCAGCAAUAACCCAGAGGAAGGGAAUCUAGAGUCCUUUGAGCCAAGCAUCAGGCAGGAGGAAGUUAGUCAGGAGUCCACUGAGCCAAGCAUCAAACAAGAGGAAGUGAGUUCAGAGUUCACUGAACUCAGCAAUAACCCAGAGGAAGGGAAUCUAGAGUCCUUUGAGCCAAGCAUCAGCCAGGAGGAAGUUAGUCAGGAGUCCACUGAGCCAAGCAUCAAACAAGAGGAAACGAGUUCUGAGUCAUGUGAGCCAAGCAUCAGACAAGAGGAUGUUAGUCUGGAAUCCAUUGAGCCAAGCAUCAAACAAGAGGAAGUAAGUUCAGAUCUCUCAGAACUCAGCAAUAACCCAGAGGAAGGGAAUCUAGAGUCCUCUGAGCCAAGCAUCAGCCAGGAGGAAGUUAGUCAGGAGUCCACUGAGCCAAGCAUCAAACAAGAGGAAGUAAGUUCAGAGUUCACUGAACUCAGCAAUAACCCAGAGGAAGAGAAUCUAGAGUCCUUUGAGCCACUAAGCAUCAGGCAGGAGGAAGUUAGUCAGGAAUCCACUGAGCCAAGCAUCAAACAAGAGGAAGUAAGUUCAGAGUUCACUGAACUCAGCAAUAACCCAGAGGAAGAGAAUCUAGAGUCCUUUGAGCCACUAAGCAUCAGGCAGGAGGAAGUUAGUCAGGAAUCCACUGAGCCAAGCAUCAAACAAGAGGAAGUAAGUUCAGAGUUCACUGAACUCAGCAAUAACCCAGAGGAAGAGAAUCUAGAGUCCUUUGAGCCAAGCAUCAGGCAGGAGGAAGUUAGUCAGGAAUCCACUGAGCCAAGCAUCAAACAGGAGGAAGUGAGUUCAGAGUUCACUGAACUCAGCAAUAACCCAGAGGAAGAGAAUCUAGAGUCCUUUGAGCCAAGAAUCAGCCAGGAGGAAGUUAGUCAGGAGUCCACUGAGCCAAGCAUCAAACAAGAGGAAACGAGUUCUGAGUCAUGUGAGCCAAGCAUCAGACAAGAGGAUGUUAGUCUGGAAUCCAUUGAGCCAAGCAUCAAACAAGAGGAAGUAAGUUCAGAUCUCUCAGAACUCAGCAAUAACCCAGAGGAAGGGAAUCUAGAGUCCUCUGAGCCAAGCAUCAGCCAGGAGGAAGUUAGUCAGGAGUCCACUGAGCCAAGCAUCAAACAAGAGGAAGUAAGUUCAGAGUUCACUGAACUCAGCAAUAACCCAGAGGAAGAGAAUCUAGAGUCCUUUGAGCCACUAAGCAUCAGGCAGGAGGAAGUUAGUCAGGAAUCCACUGAGCCAAGCAUCAAACAAGAGGAAGUAAGUUCAGAGUUCACUGAACUCAGCAAUAACCCAGAGGAAGAGAAUCUAGAGUCCUUUGAGCCACUAAGCAUCAGGCAGGAGGAAGUUAGUCAGGAAUCCACUGAGCCAAGCAUCAAACAAGAGGAAGUAAGUUCAGAGUUCACUGAACUCAGCAAUAACCCAGAGGAAGAGAAUCUAGAGUCCUUUGAGCCAAGCAUCAGGCAGGAGGAAGUUAGUCAGGAAUCCACUGAGCCAAGCAUCAAACAGGAGGAAGUGAGUUCAGAGUUCACUGAACUCAGCAAUAACCCAGAGGAAGAGAAUCUAGAGUCCUUUGAGCCAAGAAUCAGCCAGGAGGAAGUUAGUCAGGAGUCCACGGAGCCAAGCAUCAAACAAGAAGAAACGAGUUCUGAGUCAUGUGAGCCAAGCAUCAGACAAGAGGAUGUUAGUCUGGAAUCCAUUGAGCCAAGCAUCAGACAGGAGGAUGUAAGUCCAGAGUCAGCUGAGCAAAGGAUCAGACAGAAGGGCGUUGGUCAGGAGUCCACUGAGCCAAGCAUCAAACAAGAGGAUGUAAGUCUGGAGUCCAUUGAGCCUAACAUCAGCCAGGAGGAUGUUAGUGCGGAAUCUUUUGAGCCAGGCAUCAGCCAGGAGGUUGUUAAUCCGGAAUCCAUUGAGCCAGGAAUCAAGCAAGAGGAAAUGAGUCCGGAGUCUGUUGAGCCAAAGAUCAGACAGGAGGACGUUGGGCAGGAGUCCACUGAGCCAAGCAUCAAACAAGAGGAUGUGAGUUCUGAGCCCACAAAGGAUGCCGAGUCAACGAAAGAUGUUCAGCCAACUAUGGAUGCAGAGCCAAAGUCAACAACAAAUGUUGAGCCAAAGAAGGACGUUGAGGCAACAACGGAUUCUGAGCCAAAGUCAGGGGUGGAUUUUGUGCCAGAGAAUGAUGCGGAGCCCACAAAGGGUAUUGACCAAAAGGAAAAUGUUAACUCCACCAAGGAUGUUGAUCGAAAGGAUGAAGCUGGGUAUACAAAGGAUAUUGAAAUAAAGCGUAAUGAUGAGCCCACAGAGGAUGUUAGGCUUAAAAAGGACUCUCAACCAAAGAAAGAUAAACAACAAAAUGACGAUAAAAGGAGUGAUUCUGAUUUAGAAGAUGGUACACCAGGUGGCUGUUUUGAUUUCCUGAAAAAGAAAGUGCCUGAGCCAAGUGGCAAACAAGAGGAACCAAAGAAAGAGGAUGAACCAAAGAAAGGGUCUGAGCCAAGUGCUAAACAAGAGGAAUCAAAGAAAGAGGAUGAACCAAGUGGCAAAGAAGAGGAACCAAAGAAAGAGCCUGAGCCAAGUGGUAAACAGGGAGAAUCCAAAAAGGAUACACAGACACCAGAGGAUACACCAACGACAGAGGCUGAGCCCAGUAUGGAACAUAGCGAAUGCAUUAUAAGGGAAAGCCUUCCAUUCCUUAUCGAUCCAAAGAGGAAGACCAAGUUGAAGAAAGAGGAUGUGUCAAGUAGUCAACAAGAUGAGCCAGAGAAAGAAGCUGAACUAAAGAAGGGGAAGGAGGCAAAGAAAGAGACUGAGACAGGUGGUAAAGAAGAAGUGCCAGAGGAAGUCACUGAGCCAGACAAGGAGGAGCCAAAGAAAGAGGCUGAGACAGGUGGUAAAGAAGAAGUGCCAGAGGAAGUCACUGAGCCAGACAAGGAGGAGCCAAAGAAAGAGGCUGAGACAGGUGGUAAAGAAGUGCCAAAGGAAGAGCCCAGCAGUACAGAAGAACAAACAAAGGACUCUGAGUCGACCAGCAAAGCAGAGAAAUUGAUGAAAAAUCAGGAAUCAGGUACGAAUGUGGAGACUAUUAGCAAGACUGAAGACGGCAAGAAAGAUGAAGCUGAGGACAAACCAAAAGAGUCAAGUAACAAAGACGUAGCAGAAGCAGAGGAAUCACAAGAUGGCGAGAAGAAAGAAGAGCCUGAACCAGUGAAAAACUGGCAGAAAGUUGGAUUGGCAAUAAAAGGCUUUUCUUUAUUCAAGAAGAAAACGUAG